AGCAUUCAUGUAUAAAUAAGCGAAGCGUGAUGCGAAUUAAACAUCGUUCGGAUUACUUCUUUCUUCGGUUAAUUUCUCAACACUCCCUGAUCUCGCUGCAACCAUGAAAAUUCUCGGAUUACUCCUCCUUUCCGCGGCACUCUGCAGUGCCAAAUCAUUGAAUAAGCGGGCGUCGGGCCAAAGCCCUAAAGUCUUCUCGGCUUUGGAUGUCCUGCGGGGUGGAGCUAACCGGCAACUGAGCGUGGACCAGAUCCAGGAGCUGUGGCUUAGCGCCAAACCCGGCCAGGAUUUCCCGUUGAUCGCUGAACUCCCCAAAGCCUCUGUUGACUGUGCGUCGUUCCAUCAGCCGGGAUUCUAUGCCGACGCUGAUGCCGGUCAGUGUCAAGUAUUCCACCGUUGCGAUGUCAACGGCAACUUGACCAGCUACUUGUGCCCGAACAUGACCUUGUUCAACCAAAUUACACUGGUCUGUGACUGGUGGUUCAACAUUGACUGCACCCAAGCCAAGAAUUUCUACGACUACUCCAACAGCCGGUUGUACCAGGAAGGAGUUGUUCUGCUGGAUGACGAACCCGAAUACACCAUGGCCAUCACAGGAGCGGCCGCCCAGGCACCGUCCCCUGCGGGCGGCAGCGCCAGUGGUGGUAAGAAGAAGGGAGGCAAGAAGAAGUCCAAAGCCGCGGCUCAGUAAUCCGGAAUCCGCCCUGAUACUGUUUAGCGAAACUCGAAACUAAAGUUUUGUACCAAUGAAUCAAAUGGUUGCAGGCAGCCAUGAUACAGCAUACUUUGAACCUACAUAAUUGGUGAUAAGUGUUAUGCUCUGUUUGUGCAUUUAUAUAAAUUUUUUUAAACGUGCAUCUUUGUACUCGUAUCAUUGAAACGCAUCCUUAUUCGAUGAUAAGGAUAAUACAUAAACUGCAAUCUUUUUUCGAAGUGGUAACGCUUUUUUUCAUGAUGCGCACAUUCAAAAAAAUUAAAA
Messenger RNA from Paramacrobiotus metropolitanus, 979 nucleotides. RefSeq lists its product as uncharacterized. Gene Ontology annotation, molecular function: chitin binding. The coding region runs from base 104 to 691 and encodes 195 amino acids. The record is from RefSeq and is a predicted model, not a curated record. The transcript is spliced from 3 exons. Gene Ontology annotation, cellular component: extracellular region. NCBI's taxonomy places the organism in Eukaryota, Metazoa, Tardigrada, Eutardigrada, Parachela, Macrobiotidae.